Molecule: messenger RNA, 1514 nt
Organism: Ostrinia nubilalis (European corn borer)
Lineage: Eukaryota; Metazoa; Arthropoda; Insecta; Lepidoptera; Crambidae
Product: transmembrane protein 50A
Exons: 4
Coding region: 113-583 (156 amino acids)
Biological process (GO): protein targeting to vacuole; late endosome to vacuole transport via multivesicular body sorting pathway
Source: RefSeq, a predicted model, not a curated record
AAUUUGUCAGCUGUCUUCGUGAUUUUCAAUAUUUGCUUGUAAAAACAAAAUACUUUCUUAUUAAUUCUUAUAAUUAUCACAUUAGAAUCCGCAUUAAAAUUCCCAAUCCACGAUGAAUUGCUGCCAAAAUAUCACGAUGCCCAGUUGCGUGUGGUUCGAGAGUGGAGAGAAGCAGAACAUCAUCGCAUCCAUAUUCGCUGGGUUACUUUUCUUCGCAGGAUGGUGGUUUAUGAUCGACGCAGAGGUGACGAGGCCCAACCAUUUGAAGGCGGCUCACGUGUGUGGCGUGAUGGCGACUUUAUCACUGAUCAUGAUCAACUCAGUCUCUAACGCUCAGGUCCGUGGUGAGACAUACACUGGGGGCUGCAUGGGACCCCGUGGAGCUCGCCUCUGGUUGUUCUUCGGUUUCGUCAUCGGAUUUGGAUCCCUUAUUGCGUCAUGCUGGAUUCUGUUCGCCAAUUAUGUCAAUGCUAAAGGAGACAACGAGACCUGGCCAGGUGUCUGCCUGUUCCUGCAAAACGCACUCAUAUUUGCUGGAUCUUUGAUCUUCAAGUUUGCCCGCACUGAGGAUCUCUGGGGCUAGAGAUCAAUUGAUUAUACUAAGUAAAUAAUGGGCCUGAUUCAGCAUGAAGUUAGUAUAACUUUUUUUCUUAUUUUUUUUCUAUUCUUUUUUAUUUUCUACAACACAAUACUCAUGACUACGAUCGUACUAUAAACUAAAUAUACAUUUGUAUAUUGCUUUCUCCAUUGUUAUGGUUAAAAUAUAUUUUGAUUCUUCAACCAGUAAACUCAUAAUGGAGAAAUACGUAACCAAGUUGCAGAGGUACAGAAAAUUUCAGAAUCAGGCCUGUUUAUAGAUAGAUAAGGCUUAUAAAGUAAGACACCAUUUUAUUGGUCACAAUAACCAUUAUUUAACAUGUCAUCAUUAGCUACACUUUUAUUUUAAAGUAAUGUUAUUAUUUCAAAAUAGUUAAUGAUAUUGGAUGUAAGGUUUGAAUGGGAGGCUAGAUAGUGCCCUUUUUAUAGUAAAAAAAUUGUAAAAUAUGAUAAAAGAUUUUUGCUUGCAAGAAGAAUGAUACAAACAUCGCUGAUAUUUUAAAUAUGCAUCAUUUUAUACAUUAGCCAAAUAUUGAGUUGGUUCGCUAAACCAAUUUUGUUGAAAGUAAUUUUCUUAUAAUAUUACUUAUAAAUAGUUUCAUGAUUUAUUGUUAUUAUAGUUUCACUAGUAAAUCUCAAAAUAUAACACUGAAUUAUUAUAAAGAUCUUUUUUCUUUGACAAAAAUUUUGGGAGAGGAAUUGGGUAAAGUAUUUUGUAUAUAAAUGAUUUUAUUUAAGUAUUAAUCAUAUUAAUGUAUUGUUUAUUACAAGUAUAUUAUAAUUUAUACUAUCAAAUAUUAUUCACUUUUAUAUUAGUAUUGUUUUAACAUUCUUUAAUAUUCCAUAGGAAUUAAAAUUAACGAUGUAGAAAUAAAUAACUUUAUUAUUUUGGUAUCAAUAAAUUACAUUGAUUGAAA